AUGAAGGUUAUCGAGCGGUUCUGGCAACUAGAUGAACCAGAAAAGGCAAACAAAAAUCUGUCUCCUUCCGAAGAGUUGUGCGAGUCUCAUUUUGCAACUUAUAUGAAAAGGAAUCAAGACGGUCAAUUCAGUGUCAGAUUACCCUUCAAGCAAGAUCCAUCGUUGCUUGGUGAGUCAAAACACAUUGCCAUUAACAGGUUUUUAGCGUUGGAAAGAAGACUCGAUAAGGAUGUAAUACUCAAAACACAGUAUGUACAGUUCAUGAAUGAAUAUGCUGAUCUCGGACACAUGGAAAGGGUUGACAUCAACCAAGUCAAUCCUCAUUAUGUCAUCCCACAUCAUGGCGUUUUACGGCCCGAUAGCAGCACCACGAAAUUAAGAGUGGUAUUUGAUGCAUCGUGCAAGACGAGUAGUGGACUAUCGUUAAAUGAUACAAUGUUUACUGGCCCUACAAUUCAAGAGGAAUUGUUUGCGAUUUUACUUCGAUUCAGGUGCCCAAGAUUUGUCUUUUGUUCUGACAUUCAAAAAAUGUACAGACAAAUUAUUAUUCAGCCCGAAGAUCAAAGAUAUCAAUUAAUAGUCUGGAGAAGCAAUAAUAACGAACCCUUACAAUUUUAUCGAUUAAAAACAGUCACCUAUGGAACACGAUCAGCCCCAUAUCUGGCUACUAAAUGCUUACAACAGUUGGCGAAAUCUGAGUUGCAAAAAUAUCCACUAGGUGCAGCAGCACUAAGUAAUGACUUCUACGUAGAUGAUUGCCUAAGUGGAUCAAAUAGUCUCCAAACUGCCAAAGAUAUACAAACUCAGUUAAAAGGUUUGUUGGAAUCAGCAGGAUUCAAGCUAAGUAAAUGGUGUGCCAACCAUCCGUCACUUCUUCAAAAUAUUGCAAAAGAAGAUCAAGAAGUUGAUUUGGACUUUCAAAGUGACGACGCAACAUCAAUCAAAACAUUAGGAUUGACUUGGCAACCAAAAGAAGAUCAAUUUCGCAUAAAAUUAAAACUGGAUCCACUAAAAAUCAUUACUAAAAGAACCAUUACUUCGAACCUAGCCAAAAUUUUCGACCCAUUAGGACUACUAGGUCCAGUACUCGUAACAGCAAAAAUACUAAUUCAGGACCUAUGGCAACUACAAUUAACAUGGGACGAAGCAGUACCAACCGAAAUAUACACUAGGUGGACUACCUUUUAUGACGAUCUACAAGUACUAGAUCAAUUUAAAAUAGAUCGUCAUAUAUUCGGAAAACAGAUGCCAGCACUUGAAUCAAUACAAUUGCACGUAUUUUGUGAUGCUUCACAAAAGGCAUACGGAGCCGCAGUCUACGUUCGAGCGAAACUAAUGGAUGGUCGACUAAUAAAUAGAUUGUUGUGUUCCAAGUCUCGUGUUGCUCCACUCAAAAAACAAACGAUUCCAAGGUUAGAACUGUGUUCAGCUCUAUUAGGAGCGACAUUGAUGAAAAAGGUUAAGAACAAUAUAAAUCAUGAUGUAGCAACAUAUUAUUGGACUGAUUCAGAAAUCGUUCUAUUCUGGAUCAAUUCUUCAUCAGCAAGGCAUCAACAAUUCAUAGCAAAUAGAAUCAAUGCAAUUCAGGAAAUUAGCUUGCCUAAUCAAUGGCGUCACGUAAGAUCUAAGGACAACCCAGCUGACUCAUUAUCACGGGGUAUCAAGCCAGCUCAAUUACUCGAAAAUAACUUGUGGUUAUACGGUCCACUCUUUCUUCAUGGUUCCGAAAGCAACUGGCCUGGCGAAUUCAAUAAAACUCUCUGUAUUGAUCCGGUGAAUCCUGAAUGGAAACAAACGACAAGGGAAGUGGCCUUAAUCUCAACUGAUUACGAUAUCCAUUGGAUCGAUAGAAUCAAUCACAGGAAUUCAUUUAGAACUCUACUACAUACGGUGGGAUAUAUGCUGCGAUUUGUAAAUCGGGCAAGGCGAACCAAUUUAAGCAAUAUCACUAUGGCUCUAAGCCCUAUGGAACUGGAGCUGUCACUCAGGCAUAUAGUGAAGUACAUACAACAGUCAGAACUAAAAGAAGAAUUAAAUCAGUUAGAACGCAACCAAACAGUAAAACCUGCAAGUACACUUGCUGGACUGAUGCCAUUUUUAGAUGAACACAAGAUAAUUCGCGUGGGGGGAAGGUCAGAAGCAUCAUCACUGACAUAUGAUGAAAGCACCAGAUAG
Molecule: messenger RNA, 2175 nt
Organism: Teleopsis dalmanni
Lineage: Eukaryota; Metazoa; Arthropoda; Insecta; Diptera; Diopsidae
Exons: 1
Coding region: 1-2175 (724 amino acids)
Source: RefSeq, a predicted model, not a curated record